AUGUUCACCUCCGCCGCGAUGGGAAUUCUGGUGGAUCAGGGCAAAUUGCAAUGGCAAGAUCCUGUGCAGAAAUAUCUUCCCGACUUUUGUCCCAUUGGAGAUCCUCAGAUAGGUCAGUCUGCAGACAUUAUUGAUCUACUUCGCCAUUCCACGGGCCUUGGCAAUAUAGGACCUCUUUGCUUGGGGCCAGGGGCGACUAUUUUGAUGGAUGAAGAUGAUAUGAUCCCAUUGCUCAAUAUGGCUUCUACUGCCAACAAAAGGGGACAACGAUUUAACCGCGAGUGGGGCUAUAAUAACAUUGCUUACGGUAUUGUAGCCAGGGUUAUUGAAAAGGUCAGUGGCCAGCGGUUUGAUCAAUUUGUCCAACAGCACAUUUUACUGCCAUUGGGGAUGGAUCGAACUAUGCUGAGAACGGCAGAUGUUGAAAUGGACGAUAAUGUGGCUAUCCCAUGCGUUGCUCUGGGGAAUGGACAAUAUGUCGAACUCACAUCUCAAUCUUGGCCGUGUGAGAACAAUUCACCGUUACUGGCUGCGACAGGAAUCCGAAGCAGUAUGAAUGAUAUGCUCAAGUGGUGCAUGGCCGUACUUUCAGCCGAGCGUGAAGAGCAAUCCAUCGUGAAGGGCGAGAAGCCCGUCGGAGUUAGCACAACUUUACAGAAGGCUUGCAUCUCCAAUAAGAAUCCAUUAAAGCAGAUGACUCGGAUUCGUCGAGGCUACUGGACUCGACCGGCCGAUGACCCUUCGACUAGUAAAGAUGCUGCAUAUUGCAUGGGCUGGAUUCGAAUGUCCCUACCAUCUUCGAUGCUCGGGGCUUUUAGUGGCAAUGGGCUCACUCGAGAGAAAGGUCGACAGUUGCAUGUAAAGCCUGAUUUCAUUCUCGGUAAAGGAUCUGAUCCGUUUCUCACGAUAGGUCAUUCAGGGGGAAUGGCGGGAUCGUUAGCAACAGUAUGGACAUUCCCCAAAAGUCAGAGUGCGGUAAUCGUCAUGGCCAACGGCCGCAGCUUCGGUGACGCGACCGACUUUGUGUCACAAAUACUGAUACAAGCUUUGUUUGAAUUGAAACCAGAAGUUGACCUGGUCCCAUGGGUUGCAAUAGAGACAAACUUGGCCCAAAGCUAUUUUGUUGACCGAUUGCUGAUGCCCUGGGCGAAGAAUAGGUGCCUUGAUGAUAUAAAACGGACUUCUUCGCUGUAUGUGGGACAUUAUCAAGGAUUCGGAGACCUUUUUACAUUAGAAAUUGGAGCAGAUGAGAAUGGAGAGCUUAGUGUGAUCUUCAACAAUCGCCAGACCACCCGCUGUCCUUUGGUCUUUUUCCGCACGGAUGUCUAUAGCUUUUUUAUUGAAGACCGAGAUACCUGGAUGACGAGGGCCAUUUUCGCGAAGUCUUAUGAGGAUACCCUGCUGGAGUUUGAGCUAGACAAGAAUUUGGAGAAUGUGACGGGUCUCUGGUGGCUUUGGAACCCAGACGAAGAGCGCGGUUGGUUCAAAAAGGUCUGA
This is a messenger RNA of Penicillium macrosclerotiorum, 1497 nucleotides long. Its product is annotated as serine hydrolase domain-containing protein. Bases 1 to 1497 code for a protein of 498 amino acids. The transcript has a single exon. The record is from RefSeq and is a predicted model, not a curated record. NCBI's taxonomy places the organism in Eukaryota, Fungi, Ascomycota, Eurotiomycetes, Eurotiales, Aspergillaceae.